GGGGAUAUUUUUAUAAAUUUUACUGCUGUGAACAUCAGGCUUUUUGCUAAUUUUCGCCAAUCAGCCACAAUCUGAUGGAGGCAAACUGCACGGUUCGAGUGUCGUCUGGCGUGAUCCGAGGCGUAACGGCACCGCUACCGAACGGCGAGCCCUGCUUCCGGUUCAAGGGAAUCCCGUAUGCCGAACCACCGGUCGGAAGUCGUCGCUUCCGUCCGCCCCAACCGUUCAAACAACACGCCAAGCCCGUACCGCUGGAUUGUAGCGUCGAACGAUGCGUCAGUUUAGCCAGCAGCUACCUUCCGCCGGAUGCUAUCGGUUCGGAAGAUUGUUUGUUUUUAAAUGUUUACACACCGAUAAACCCGACGGUGGUAGACGGCUGUACGGGAACCCUCCUACUGCCCGUGAUGGUCUGGCUGCACGGUGGAGCCUUCUGCACUGGGAGCGCCGAUUCGACGGUAUACGACCCGGAGUGGCUGGUGGCGCAGGGUGUCGUCGUCGUAACGGUAAACUAUCGACUCGGACCGGCUGGAUUUUUGUGUUUACCGUCGGUGGGAAUCUACGGCAAUAUGGGGCUGAAGGAUCAACGGAUGGCGCUCGAAUGGGUGCGGUCAAAUAUCGGUCGCUUUGGGGGCGACGCUGGUAAUGUGACGCUGUUCGGUGAAAGUGCCGGUGCGGUUUCGACCCAUCUACACUGCCUAUCGGAGCGGUCCCGCCACCUGUUCCACAAAGCUAUCUGUCAAUCGGGGGUUGCGACUAGUUCGAUUACCUUUCAGAACGAUCCGGAGCGAAAGGCAAGGCGGUUGGCGGAGUUUUUCGGCUGUCCAGAGGGUGCUUCUGAUGACCUUGUGCUGGAAACGCUUAUGAAUGUGGCUCCGGACCAGCUUGCCAAACAUCAGAAAGAAGCGCUGACCGUGUAUGAGAAAACACUCGAUUCGGUUUACCCAUUCCGGCCAACGGUGGAAGUGCCCGAAGCGGACGAACCUGUAGUCACGGAGGAUGUGAUGGUUUUGCUGAAGCACCCGAACAGUGUGACCAUCCCCAUGAUCAUUGGAGUGACCAGUGAGGAGGCUCUGUACAAGAUAAACACCUUCCGUCUGCAUCUGGACCGGUACAGGACUGAAGUGACUCGCUUCCUUCCGGCCUCACUGAACAUUCCAUCGGACCGUCGACAGAAGGUAGCGCAAGACGUCAUAGAUUUCUACUGUUGCACAACCGGAAUCGCUCGCUCCACCGAACUGCAGAUGAGUAGAAUAUUUACCGACAUUUUCUACCUCAUCCCUGCGGUACAAGCGGCCGAGUUGCAUUUAAAGCACCAGACUGGGAGCAUAUUUUUCUACCAUUUCACCGCAGAAACGGAACUGAACAAAUUUCGCAAACUGUGGAAAGUGCCGGACGAACAUCGGGGUGCCAGCCACGCGGACGACGUUUGCUAUCUGUUCAGCUCGCCGUACUUCAAUACCGACGCCAUCGAACGGCAGUCCACGGGUUGGCAAUUAAGAGAAACAGUGUGCCAGCUGUGGGCCAGUUUCGCAAAAACUUCCUCCCCGUGCGCUACGACAAAUGAUGGCGUUGUGUGGACUCCACUGGAAAGCCCGGGCCCGUCGGAGAUUCAAUGGAUGGCGCUGGAGAUUGGUAACCAAGGGGUAAAGAUGAAGAGUCUUCCCAACAGGCGGAUUCAAUUUUGGAGAGAGCUAUAUCAAAAAUAUAACUGUUGGGAAUAA
Messenger RNA from Anopheles coustani, 1721 nucleotides. RefSeq names its product esterase B1-like. Gene Ontology annotation, molecular function: hydrolase activity. The record is from RefSeq and is a predicted model, not a curated record. Lineage: Eukaryota; Metazoa; Arthropoda; Insecta; Diptera; Culicidae. The transcript has 4 exons. Bases 75 to 1721 code for a protein of 548 amino acids.